AUGGGGUGGGGAAUGAAAAACCGACGGAAAGUGCCAUGGAAGAAGGAAGAAGAGAAGAAAGCAUUAGCCGCCAAAUAUCAGGUAGCUCUCUGUUCUCGGCUCAAACAGCUUUUCUUUUCUUUCAUCACGCGAGCACUUCAGCCUCUCGACAUUUUACAAGGCGGUUUUGGUUUCCUUUCCCUCCCUCUAUCUAUUCCUGAAAACUUGUUCUUUCUUUCAUUAUAUUCUGUUCAUAUCUAUCUAUCUAUCUAUCUAUCUAUCUAUCUAUCUAUCUAUCUAUCUACAUACAUACAUACUUUUAUCUGCCUCAUCACAUUACAUCUAUCUAUCUAUCUAUCUAUCUAUCUAUCUAUCUAUGAAUGGGGUUGUUCACAUCUAUCUAUCUAUCUACUUUUAUCUGCCUCAUCACAUCUAUCUAUCUAUCUAUCUAUCUAUCUAUCUAUCAAGGAGUCUGAUCAUAUCUAUCUAUCUAUCUAUCUAUCUAUCUCUCAAACCUACUUUUAUCUGCCUCAUCACAUCUAUCUAUCUAUCUAUCUAUCUAUCUAUCUCUCUAUCUAUCUAUCUAUCUAUCUAUCAAGGAGUCUGAUCAUAUCUAUCUAUCUAUCUAUCUAUCUCUCAAACCUACUUUUAUCUGCCUCAUCACAUCUAUCUAUCUAUCUAUCUAUCUAUCUAUCUAUCUAUCUAUCUAUCAAUGAGUCUGAUCAUAUAUGUCUAUCUAUCAAACCUAAUUUUAUCUGCCUCAUCACAUCUAUCUAUCUAUAUAUAUAUACCGGGAGAGAAAAGAAUUUUUUUUCUUUUUUUUUUUUUUUUUUUUACCUCGUUUUGGAUUUUCUUUCCUUUUCUUUUUUUCCUUUUUCUCGUUUGUCUUUUUUUUCUUUUCUACGUAUUUUUUUUCAUUUCCUCUAUUUUUUCACUCGUUUUUUUUUCGUCUUUUUCGGUUUUCUUCCUUUUCUUUCUUUUUUUCGUUUUCUUUUCGUUCACACGUUUUUUUUUCUUUUUGUUACCUCUAUUUUCUCCCUUUUCUUCCUCUCUUUCUUUCUGACCUUUGAUCUUUCUUCGUUUUACCAUACAUCUUUAUUUGGCAUCUUCCUUUUUUCGCUUUCAUUUUUCUUUCUACUCCGCCCUAUUUUUCUGCACUUUUACUAUCUUUCUUUUUUAUUUUAUCUUUCUUUCUUUCUUUCUUUCUUACUUUCUUUCUUUUUAUUCUUUCUUUUCUUUCUUUCUUUCUUUCUUUCUUAUUCAAAUGGGUUUUUCUCCUCUUACUGCCCUUAA
This is a messenger RNA of Acanthosepion pharaonis, 1272 nucleotides long. NCBI's taxonomy places the organism in Eukaryota, Metazoa, Mollusca, Cephalopoda, Sepiida, Sepiidae. The record is from the annotation of a GenBank genome assembly.